AUGACGCUCAAAGACUUCCACGGAGGUUCAAUUCCUUCCAAUCUCCCUCUCCCUUCUGCCCCUGGCGUAAUUGUGAGGCCUGCAGAUUGUGGUGGUUUUGAUCGGCAGACUUCAUGGGGGAAUUCAUUUGGAAGGUCUGAGCAUAGGUUGCGUCCAGCAUCAUCCGGGUCUGUUAGGAAAUUUGAUGAUAAGGCUUCAUUUUUAACUCACAAUGAGCACAUCGGUUCUCAUUUUGAUGAAGAUGAACGUAAGCCUUUGGAUGCAGCAGGUACCCGACAAAUUUCCAGUGAUGAGGGCACUCGUGCUGUACCAAGUCGUGUGGCGGAUCCUAAGAUGGAUUAUCUGUCUGGUGCUAAAGCUGGUAGUCAGUUGGGUUCAACUACCUUAUCUCAAUUUUCAAGUGGUGUAAUAGGUAGUUCUUUUGCGGGGAUGCUUACUGAAGUACAUAAUGUGGGAUUGAAGAAUCAAAUUAGUAGCAGUAGGAAUGGCACUGUUAGGGUGAAUUAUCAGAAUGUGGGUGGAAGUUCUGAGCAGCCGGUUGCUGGGUCCCAUCAGAAUGCAUGGGGAGGAAGGAAGGAGAUGGCAGGUUUAAGGGAGCCUGUAUCUGCUGCAUGGUCAGCUCCAGAUGCCGCAUCGAAGUUGGCUCAUGCCAGUGCUCUUGAGAAAGUCUCAUCUGGUCGGUGGCACUCGAAACAGCUGAUUCAUCCUCAAAAUGAUGUUCAGCUUAUUGGACACCUGGUACACGAGAGAGAGACUAAUUACGAGGCCAAUGAUAUACUUGAUAAGAACUACUACAGAAUAGAUGUGGUAGGUGGGACCGACUAUCAAGAUGUUGGAUUGGCAAUACAUGAUGAGAGGAGUCUGGUUGUUGGAGAUGAAGCUCAUGUUGGUGGUAAAGAUAUAUCACCUAAUGAGAGUGCCAGGUUUACCAUGUAUAUGGACACGGAUAUGAGGAAGCCUUCAGUUAAUGCUAAUGAUUUUCAGCCUGUUUGGACUGCUGUAAAAUCUGGUGGGAGUGAGUUACAGUCAGAAGUGCCUUUAGAAUCAUCAGAGAGGCCCAAACUUAAUCUACUUCCUAGAUCCAAACCAUUGGAGAAUAUAGAUAUGAUAGUUGAUUAUAAGCAGCAGGUAAAAUUAGAGCGUCCAAAACAGAAUUUCAAGCCUCAGUCACAGCCUAUUGAACAAUUAGAGAGAAAAACUGAAAUCAAAAGGAAUGUUGUGUUUGGAGGUGCUCGACCACGAGAACUGGUUCUGAAGGAGCGAGGAAUCGGCGAUGCUGCUCCAAGCAAUUAUGGCGGUGAACUUUCCUCUAGGAUGGAUGUUGAAAGGACUGAUUCGCAGAGGAGGAACUGGCAAAAUGAAAAUUGGAGAAACAAGGAGAUUGAGAGGCACCCCAAUCAGCAACAAGGGAGGCCACCAUCACCCGAGACCUGGCGCAAAUCUGUUGAACAUCAAAAUCUGGCAUCUCCAAGUGCACCUGGGCAGCGUUAUGGGAAAGCAGCUUCUGCAGUUGUGCUUGCACAGGCCUUCUCGAAAUCAGUCUCUGAUCCAACUGUUGCCAAUCGUCUUUCAGGGCCAAGUGGCAUUCCCAGCCAGGGUCAGGUGCCUUUUUCUCGACUAGUGGGUCCAAGGCCCCAGAUUAAUGGUUACUGA
Messenger RNA from Fraxinus pennsylvanica, 1653 nucleotides. NCBI's taxonomy places the organism in Eukaryota, Viridiplantae, Streptophyta, Magnoliopsida, Lamiales, Oleaceae. The record is from the annotation of a GenBank genome assembly.